Messenger RNA from Teleopsis dalmanni, 1380 nucleotides. RefSeq lists its product as uncharacterized. Gene Ontology annotation, molecular function: nucleic acid binding. Gene Ontology annotation, biological process: DNA integration. NCBI's taxonomy places the organism in Eukaryota, Metazoa, Arthropoda, Insecta, Diptera, Diopsidae. The record is from RefSeq and is a predicted model, not a curated record. The transcript has a single exon. The coding region runs from base 1 to 1380 and encodes 459 amino acids.
AUGACUGAAAGAUUAGAUGAAGCACUAGUGCGUAUAUUCUACUGUGUGCAACAACAUUAUUUCAAAGAAGAAAUUGAGCUGCUAUUGAAGAAUAGAGAAUUGCCAGCAAACAGUAAAUAUAAAAAUCUGAGCAUUUUUGUAGAAGAUACUUAUGGUGUUCCGCUACUACGUGUUGGUGGGAGAUUAGCGAAGGCUGCAUUGCCAUAUGAUGCUAAACAUCAAAUUUUGUUACCGAAUAACUCAGAAAUAGUUUGCAGUUUUGUACGAUUUCUUCAUUUCAAAUAUUUGCAUGCUGGUACGCAAGCGCUUAUGGCUAUAGUUAGGCAGCGAUUUUGGAUAUUUCAUGCUAGAGGAGUAAUACGCAAAAUUACUGGUAGUUGUCUACAAUGCUUUAGAUGCCAUCCAAAAUUGAGUAAUCAGAUUACGGGCGAUUUACCCUCUUCUAGAGUCACCGUAGCGAGGCCGUUCACUGUGACUGGAGUGGACUUUUGCGGCCCUAUUACAACAACGUAUCUACUUCGUGGGUACAGAACAACAAAAAGCUAUAUUGCUGUUUUUAUUUGUUUUGCCACAAAAGCUGUGCAUAUGGAGGUGGUCUCUGAUUUGACUGCAAAGGCUUUCCUGGCUUCAUUAAAAAGAUUUGUAGCUCGACGCGGCUUAUGCUUAAAAUUAUUUUGUGACAAUGCCACUAAUUUUGUGGGUACUCGUAAAGAGCUCGAGGAAAUGAAAUGCAAGUUUUUUGAUCAACAAGUACAGGGCAAGAUUUCAAAAUAUUGUACUGCCAAUAGUAUUGAAUUUCAUCAUAUACCACCCAGAUCCCCCCACUUUGGUGGACUAUGGGAAGCGGCUGUAAAAUCAGCAAAAUAUCAUUUGGCUAGAAUAUUGGGUCAAUCGCAUCUUACAUUUGAAGAGCUGGCAACAGUGGUUACGGAAGUAGAGGCAGUUUUAAAUUCAAGACCUUUGACAACCUUGUCUAACGACCCAAAUGAUGAAAGCGUUCUUACACCGGCACAUUUCUUAACAGGUGGUCCGUUGGUUGGAACUGUGGAACCUACUGUGGAUAGCGAAGAAUGGUCUCAUAAAGAUAGAUGGCUACGAAUUUCGGCCAUACAACAACAUUUUUGGAGAAGGUGGUCGGCGGGGUAUCUUCAUGAACUUCAACAGAAAGUCAAAUGGACUAAGAAGCAGAAGAACCUUAAUGAAGGUGAUAUGGUGUUAAUUGCAGAAGAAAAUUUGCCUUCUAAGCAAUGGCUUAUUGGGAGAGUGCUGAAAGUGACAAGAGAUGCUAAAGGUUGGGUUCGAGUUGCUGAUGUAAAAACAAAAAAUGGAGAGGUUCGCCGAGCAAUCCAUAAAUUGGCACCUAUUCCAUCUGAAUGUUGA